Pecten maximus is the source of this 1893-nucleotide messenger RNA. RefSeq names its product mesenchyme-specific cell surface glycoprotein-like. Lineage: Eukaryota; Metazoa; Mollusca; Bivalvia; Pectinida; Pectinidae. The coding region runs from base 24 to 1796 and encodes 590 amino acids. The transcript is spliced from 10 exons. Gene Ontology annotation, molecular function: protein binding. The record is from RefSeq and is a predicted model, not a curated record.
AACAAACAAAAAACAAAGAUAUCAUGAUAUUUAUGUUUACGGUAGUGAAAUGUUCUCCCUUUAAGGUUACAAUGGCGCCUACUUCUGUUCUGAUAUUGGUAUGUGUGUUUGGUGGGACUUUGGCCAAUUACUACCUCAAACCACUGUCGUACACUAAACUUCCGACCAAGGUAACGCCAUCGGAAACCUUUCAAUUAUUUGGUGGAACGGCUGAGGAGGGAGCAUAUGAUCCGAAAAAGAAAAUGCUCUAUGUUGUGGGAGAAACGUCAAGAUUAAUUCAUAUCCUCGACAUAUCCGACCCUGCCAACCCCGUCCGUGCUCUAACGCACCAGUUCACAGCAGCUGAUGGGAUACCACGUGACAUUGCUAUAUGUGGAGAUGAGAUCGCCGUUGCAGUGACCUCUGGUGUCAGGGACGUGUACGAGGGCCAUAUAUAUUUCUUCAAAACGUUCACCAAGGGUGAUAGUUUCCUACAAGCCGAUGGAACUCAUCUCCCAGUGGGGGUAUUUCCCGAUAUGUUGACCUACACUCCGGAUUGUGGUGUGCUCUUGGUGGCCAAUGAAGGGAGACCUGGCCGUGACAUCACUAAUAAAUUUGUAGAUCCCAAGGGCUCUGUUCACAUCAUACGCACAGAAAGGACGGGCAGUCCAUCGGAGAAAAUAGCAGGUUUUGAAAGCUUCAAUUCUCGGUAUGACAUCCGUAUACCAGCGCGUUACGUACCUUCCAACACCUGGCCCCUUCCUAACCCCGUAUCUGUCGCGCAGGGCCUGGAGCCAGAGUACAUAGCAGUCACAGCUGACUCUAGAUACGCCUACAUCACCCUACAGGAAAAUAAUGCCGUUGCUAAACUGUCCCUGUCUGAUGGAGUGAUAAGUGAUCUAUGGCCUUUAACCAAGAAAGAAUGGAAGGACAUCGGGAUUGACUCCACAGAUAGAGAUGGAGGUAUCCAUCUACGGCAAUAUCCAUGGGUAAGUCUCCAACAGCCGGAUAUAGCUAAGACGUACACUGUUGGAAGAAAGACGUAUUUGUUUACUGCCAACGAGGGCGCCACGACAUCAUAUACAAGCAGUGUGCAUGGUUUUACCUGGGCUGAUAAUGCCAAGUCGGAUGCUCUUGUUAGAGCGAAGAAAUUCGACGAAAUGAGUAUAAACAAUUCAACAUUUUAUGCAGAUUUAUUACUGGAAAACAUGGCAGGUUACCUGACCGUAAGUAACAUCGACUCAUUAAAUUUGUUCUCCGAUAAGCUUGGACAAGUUACACACUUCGGUGGUCGAGGAUUCUCUAUCUGGGACACGUCUGAUAUGAGUCUUGUUUGGGACAGUAAGGAUGAGAUCGAGAAACACAUGGAAGUCCUCAUGUACAAUGUAUUCAACACCGAUGUUGUGUCGUCUACCAUCACAUACACAUCACCAGAGAAUCUUCGGGACUCGACAUCUGACCUCCAGGGUCCGAAACUGAACGGGAUGGACUUGCUGGUACAACAGAAUGGUUCCGAUUUCCUGCUGGUCGGAAGUGAGACUGUGGGCGCCCUCUUCCUCUAUACGAUCAAUUCCACAAGUGGUGCACCAGUUCCGAGAUUCGAGAGCGCCCAUCGCGCUGGCCGAACUGAUUUUGUCUGGAAGGAAUUAUACGAUAUGGACGAGGCAGGAGACGCCUAUAUAUCCGCAAUAGGGUUGAUUUCUCCCGCUGACAGUCCCACUAAUAACGUGAUGGCUUACGUAAUAAGUGCCGUAUCUGGUAGUGUGUCACUGUACAGCGUAGAGCAACACCCUAAUCCCGACUUCAUCUUCGGAUAACAAGUACACAGACCAUGGCAAGUACACAGACCAUGGCUAACAACGUUUUCUUCCUGUUUGGUUACAUGUAUUUAUUCGAAUAAAGACUGAUACCUUC